Messenger RNA from Ailuropoda melanoleuca (giant panda), 2476 nucleotides. It is a transcript of the gene TRABD, whose product is annotated as TraB domain containing. The transcript has 10 exons. Lineage: Eukaryota; Metazoa; Chordata; Mammalia; Carnivora; Ursidae. The record is from RefSeq and is a predicted model, not a curated record. Bases 178 to 1317 code for a protein of 379 amino acids.
GCUUCCCGGCAGGCCGCGCGUCGCCCGCCCCCGGCCCCGGCCCGUCCGGCCCGCUCCGCCCCCGGUCCCGGCCCCGGUCCGCCCCGUCCGGUGGGGCGACUAGCCGCAUGGAGGCCGGCUGAGGAGCGCCGCCCCGCCUCGGCUGCACUCAUCGGUGUCAGGACCUGCUACCCAGCCAUGGAGGGAGAGGAGGGGCAGGACCAGCCACCGCAGGAGGCCGACUUGGAACCUCUUGUGACAGUGGGGGCUUCAGAGGUGGUGCCCAGGGUGCUUUCUGGAGAAUCCCAGAACCUGUCCGACGCGGACGCGCUGAGCCUUCUCCUGGAGAUGAAGCUGAGGAGACGGCGAGAGCGGCCCAGCCUGCCGCGCACAGUGACCGAGCUGGUGGCUGAGGACGGGAGCAGGGUGUACGUGGUGGGCACAGCCCACUUCAGUGACGACAGCAAGAAGGACGUGGCGAAGACUAUCCGGGAGGUGCAGCCCGACGUGGUGGUGGUGGAGCUCUGCCAGUACCGCGUGUCCAUGCUGAAGAUGGACGAGAGCACGCUGCUCCAGGAGGCCAAGGAGAUCAGCCUGGAGAAGCUGCAGCAGGCCGUGAGGCAGAAUGGGGUCAUGUCCGGACUCAUGCAGAUGCUGCUGCUGAAAGUGUCGGCCCACAUCACCGAGCAGCUGGGCAUGGCUCCUGGUGGCGAGUUCAGGGAGGCCUUCAAGGAGGCCAGCAAGGUGCCUUUCUGCAAGUUCCACCUGGGCGACCGGCCCAUCCCCGUCACCUUCAAGAGGGCCAUCGCGGCACUGUCCUUCUGGCAGAAGGUGAAGCUGGCCUGGGGCCUGUGCUUCCUGUCAGACCCCAUCAGCAAGGACGACGUGGAGCGCUGCAAGCAGAAGGACCUGCUGGAGCAGAUGAUGGCGGAGAUGAUCGGCGAGUUUCCCGACCUGCACCGCACCAUCGUCUCGGAGCGUGACGUCUACCUGACCUACAUGCUCAGACAGGCUGCCCGGCGCCUCGAGCUGCCGCGCUCCUCUGACGCCGAGCCCAGGAAGUGUGUCCCCUCCGUGGUGGUGGGUGUCGUGGGCAUGGGCCAUGUCCCGGGCAUCGAGAAGAACUGGACCACGGACCUCAACAUCCAGGAGAUCAUGACCGUCCCCCCGCCGUCCAUCUCCGGCAGAGUGUCCCGGCUGGCCGUGAAGGCCGCCUUCUUGGGCCUGCUGGGCUACGGCCUCUACUGGAUGGGACGCCGCGCCACCAGCCUGGUCCUGUCGCUGCCCGUCGCUCAGUACUGUCUGCAGAGGGCGUCCGCGGCCCGGCCGCACAAAUAGGAAGGACGCGCAUGCGGCAGCCCGUGUCGCAGCAGCUGCGGGGUGCUGGGGCCGGUCCCCCCGAGGAGCUCCUGGGUGCCACCCCCCGUGGGGGUCCAGGCCCAGCCACACCUGCCCUCCCCACCCGCCCAAAUAAAGAAUUAUUUAACUCCUCUGAGCUCAGGCUUCCCAGCAACCCCCUCCCACCCCCAUCCCCGACCCUGCAGGGACCACUCACGGGGUCACGGGGUUCGCGGGCAUCAGGACGAGCUGGCAGGGGAGGGGCCGAGGUGGGCACGGCCAGCCCUCCCCGACCUCACUGUGCCUUCUCGUGCGCUGGCAGCAGGAGCCCCGGCCCGGGAGCAACUCGCAGUGGGUUCUGGGCCGUCGGGUUCCCAGCCGGCCUGUUUGGGAAGGGCCAGAGCAGCUCUGUGGUGGCUUCUGGGAGCAUUCCUCCCAAAAGGGCAGCUGGGCCGAGCUCGGUAGCCAUGGACGUGCACCAGCACUGGCUCUGCCUACAGAGAUCGUGUGUUUUUGGCUUUUAAAAAUGUCGAAAUUUUUUUACUCAGGUAAUUUUAACUUAAAACAAACUGAAGCAAAUGUCAGGAAAUACUAGCCUUAAAUCUGAUGGGGACACAGAGGAUGUCUUGGUGGGUGUGGGGGACUCAGUCCUAAACAGGUGAGCCUGGGGAAGAGUUGGCUUUAGUGGCAGGGCCAGGCCGGCCUCCAGAUGCUGCCCCCACAGCUGUCCCCUUGGUCAGCCGCUGGCUGGCGGGGCAUCCAGUGCUGCGGCCCCCGGGCGUGAGCCUCCCCCUGGCCGUGGAGGGUCGCACCUGCUUCCCGUGCCGCACCCUCAGUGGGCAGAGGGCGCGUGUCCGCCAGGGCCCACCAGUGGGCACACGUGCCAGCAGGCACCCACCACCAUCCCGCGGCCCCGCACGGGGCGUCCACCGCGGGCAUCUCCCCUGUGCGUCGUCACCGCUCCUGGUCGUGUGUCUGUGACGGCAUCUGUGUGGCCCACCUGGGGCCCAGGGUCCUGCUCGAUUGUGUUUGUGUUGACUCAGUGUCUGACAAAAUCAGGUGAAACCCACGGCCGUGAACUGGGCUGGACCGUGUUCUUCCUGUCACAUACACGUGUGUACACGUUCCUUAGAAACUGAAAUAAAGUCUAAUUUUGGAA